AUGACUGGAAGAACCUUGUCCAACUCUUCCGACAUCUCGGUGGUCUCGACAGGAUCUCGCUCCGACGCCGACGACCUGCUCAUGUCCGGGCUCAACACACCAGCGUACGAAAAGCCGAAGCCAGGACCGGAUGGGUUCAAGAUGUCAACGGCCCCCGAGUUGUGCUCUCCCAAAGGGUCGCACCUGGGACUGCGCUUCAUUGUGGUCAAUCCAUGCGUCGUCAAUCUCGUUUGUGCCAUCGACCUCUGUUUUCCGUCAUGCACUCCGGUGCCCGCACCCGGCUGUCUAUGCCACCGCAACGUCGGCGCCGACAAGGACUGA
Messenger RNA from Colletotrichum orchidophilum, 321 nucleotides. RefSeq lists its product as uncharacterized. The transcript has 2 exons. The record is from RefSeq and is a predicted model, not a curated record. NCBI's taxonomy places the organism in Eukaryota, Fungi, Ascomycota, Sordariomycetes, Glomerellales, Glomerellaceae. The coding region runs from base 1 to 321 and encodes 106 amino acids.